AUGGAGUUUAUUGACAGCGCACAGUAUUCCCCACAACAGCAACACAACUCAACAAUUUUGAAACCUAUGACGCCAACGACUUAUCCAAGUACUCCAAGUGCUGUUGUUCCGCCUCACUCUGGCAAUAGCAGCGGCUCUAGUAGUAGUGCGAAUGGCGGCGGUCAUCACCCAAGGCGAUCAGUCAGUGGUAUGGAUAUUCUAAAUGGACUUAAAAUUACAACCAAUACCCACCUUCAUCAUCACACUAAUAUCAAUAACAAUGAUACUAUACCCAAUACACCUGUACCAUCAUCAGCAACAACAACAACAACAACAACAACAACAACACCACCAUCAGCGUCAGUAGCAACAGAUAUCUUUACAACCAAUACGUCCUUUCAAAAUCAUUUUUCACCAAACCAUAUUGAAGAUUUCGAAAUAACAGAUCCAAUAGGCUAUGGGUCAUCAGCCAUUGUAUACAAAGCUAUCUACAAACCACUCGAUAAGCCUAUGGCACUAAAAGAGAUUGAUCUUGAUAAAUUUGAAAGAAAUCAAAUUGAUGAACUUCGAAGAGAGACAGCUUUAAUGGCUCUAUCAAAGCACCCUAACGUGCUUCGUGUUUAUGGUUCUUUCGUUCAUGGCUCUAAACUCUACAUUGUUACUCCUUUCCUUGCUGGUGGUUCUUGUCUAGAUAUCAUGAAAACUAAAUUUCCAGAGGGUAUGGAUGAGUCGAGUAUCGCAACCAUUUUGAAACAAACACUCGAAGGCCUCAUCUAUCUUCACAAGAACGGACAUAUUCACCGUGAUGUGAAAGCCGGUAAUUUACUGGUAAACAAUGACGACGGUACAGUCUUACUAGCUGAUUUUGGUGUGUCUUCUUCCUUGAUGGAAACAGGUGAGAAGGGUAUGCGAAAGACGUUUGUCGGUACGCCGUGCUGGAUGGCCCCUGAAGUCAUGGAACAAGAAGCGUACGACUACAAAGCAGACAUUUGGAGUUUCGGUAUCACUGCAUUAGAAUUGGCAACAGGGCAUGCGCCUUUUGCAAAAUAUCCACCACUCAAAGUGUUAAUGAUGACCUUGGCCAGCGAGCCGCCGACAUUAGAUAGGGAGCAUACGUACCAUAGGUAUUCAAAGACUUUCAAGGAUAUGAUCGAUAUGUGUUUAGUAAAGGACCCAACGAAGCGUCCAACGGCGGAUAAAUUAAUCUUGCAUCCAUUUUUUAAACAAGCAAAAAGGAAAGAGCAUUUAUUGAAAACAAUCUUGUCUGAUUUGCCGCCAUUGGAACAAAGACCCAGAAAAAGGUUACCUAAAAACCAUCUCAAUAACAAAACAGCUAUCAAACAGUUUGGUGAUAGCAGCCUUGCAAGAAACGAGGAAGAAAAUGACAAUGAUGAUGAAUGGAACUUUGACGACGAUGAAGAUACCAACAUAGAUGAAAACAAUAGAAGUGACUCACAUGCUCAAGAAAAUACGAAAUCGACUAUAAAGCCAAUCACCUCUUCUCGUCAACAACAAACAAAAAAACAUAUUUCAUUUGGUGAUGUGAUAGUCAAGGGAAACAGUAGCACUAGUAAUGAUAACAUGACCCAUCCAUCUGACAACUACAAUAACAAUAACAACAAUAAUACAACAACUACAGGAAUGAUGACAUCACCUUCCAUAUUGUCAGGUAGUACUCCACCUACCAUCAGGAAAUCAAGGUUCGUUAUCGAAGAGGCAGCUGCAGAUCCUUCUACAGCAACAGGCGUUGAGGAUGAGGAAAGGCAAUUACAGCUACAAAGUUCUUUGAGUAUGCACAAAAUGCCAAGUCAUGACAAUAUUUCUUCCAGCUCUACAUCUUCUGACCGUAUCGCUGCAACAAAACCAUCACGCUUUGAAGUAUCGUCGUCAAUGAUAUACCAAUCUGUUCCCUUAUCACGCGAUAGCUCGUCUUACUCUUCCACUUCAACCUCUACAACUACGGCAGCAGCUCCUAUACCGCCCAAUAACACGGCGGCAGCAGCAGCAGCCAUUCAUAUUGUAUCGUCCCCUCCCCUAUCUGUCACUAGAGAUAAAAAAGUGUCAGCAGUAGACGAUCAAUUGUUAAUGACGGCGGAUCAGCAUCAACAGCAACAGUCACGAAAAAUUGGACGCUUUGAACUAACAAGUAAUGCAAACAAUGAUCUCAUGUCAGUGACUAGUUCAAACGUUUCAAGACAUGGCAGCUUUUCGGACCAUAAUCAGUUCUCAUCUCCACAGUUACCCCCAAGUCAUCAUCAACCACAUCACCAUCAACAUUCUCAGUCUAUUUCCGUUUCCUCUUUAUCUUCCCAUCCUUUGCAUGGAUCUUUAUUGACAAAUCCUUAUUACCAAAUAGAAGAAUUGCUGCGCAUCAACGACUCUCAAAGGCAAUUAUUACAAGAUAUCUAUUCCAAUUUUAAUGCUGCUACAACAGCUUCCUUUGUAGCAAAAAAACCAUCCUCUAAUAUUCCUACUAAUACCGUUGCAGCUUCUAACAAUAAUGUGAACGAGGAAUUGUUGGCUACAAUCGAUCAUUUAGAAAAUUUGAUACAGCAAAGAGUCAAAGAAAAUGAUCUAUUGCGAAAAGAGAAUGAGGAUUUGAGAUACGAAUUGGAGAUACUCAAGCAAUGA
This is a messenger RNA of Mycotypha africana, 2610 nucleotides long. RefSeq names its product kinase-like domain-containing protein. Gene Ontology annotation, molecular function: ATP binding; protein kinase activity; protein serine/threonine kinase activator activity. The record is from RefSeq and is a predicted model, not a curated record. Gene Ontology annotation, biological process: protein phosphorylation. Bases 1 to 2610 code for a protein of 869 amino acids. Lineage: Eukaryota; Fungi; Mucoromycota; Mucoromycetes; Mucorales; Mycotyphaceae. The transcript has 3 exons.